AUGCAGAUUCCAGGGCCAGAGGGAUUUAUCCGGAGGGCCGAGGCUGGCUUUGGGGGAGCGGCUGUCCUUUGUGCACGCCCCUUUUCAUCAACUAGCGGGCCAAGAAAGACAGACAGAAGAAAGCAACAGCAUCCCAGCCCCAGUCCCUACAGCUCCUCCAUCUGCACAGCGGAGCUGGACGGACCAGCCAGAAUGUGGAGAGCACUGCUACUUAAACUCCUCCUCGUCUUCAUAUGCUGUGUUAGAUGGUGCCAAUCUGAAGGAUGUGAGUUGGGGCAGUUCCGCUGUGGGACAGGCCGAUGUAUACCAGGUGACUGGCACUGUGACGGCACAUCAGACUGUGUGGAUGACUCUGAUGAACACGACUGCCCUCAGGUAACAUGUGAUGACAGUCAUUUCCAGUGUUUGAGUGACGGCGAGUGUAUCCCUGAUGUGUGGGUGUGUGACGAUGAGGAGGACUGUGAAGAUGGCUCAGAUGAGAGGCAACACUGCCCUGGAAGGACGUGCACCAGUGGGCAGUUCAGCUGUAGUAACGGGGCAUGCAUCCCAGGAGAAUACCGAUGUGACCGUCUGGCGGACUGCUCAGAUGGGUCUGAUGAGAGAGAUUGCCAUUACCCCGAGUGUACAGAGCUGAGGUGUGCUAAUGGGGCCUGCUACAACCGGACCCAGCGAUGUGACCACAUACUUGACUGUCGUGAUGGCUCCGAUGAGGCAAAUUGCACACAGCACUGCAAUGCGGGCCUGUUCCCAUGUCAUAAUGGGUUGUGUGUUCCUCAGCGCUACGUCUGUGACCAUGACGAUGACUGUGGAGACCGAAGUGAUGAGCUAAACUGCACAUAUCCUACAUGCAGAGGGAACUACUUCACCUGCCCCAGUGGACGCUGCAUCCACCGAAUCUGGGUUUGUGAUGGAGAGGAUGACUGUGAGGACAAUGGAGACGAAAAAGGCUGUGAUAAUGUACAGCGGGAGUGUUACCCAGGAGAAUGGCCCUGUCCGUCCACUGGCCUGUGUAUCCCCAUGGAUCAGCUGUGUGAUGGGACAGCUCACUGUCCCGAGGGAGAGGAUGAAACUAACACCACUGCUGGGCGCAACUGCAGUAUCUGGAGAUGUGCCUCUCUGAGCUGUGAGCAUCGUUGUCAUGCUUCCCCCGAUGGAGGGACCUGUUCUUGUCCUUCCGGAUACAUUGUCAGCAGCAACAAUAGUCGCUCAUGUAUAGACUUUGACGACUGUUCAAUGUGGGGCGUGUGUGACCAGCUGUGUGAGGAACGUGUAGGCUCCCAUCGCUGCAGCUGUCGAGAGGGCUACAUCCUGGAGCAGCACAGAUACUGCAGAGCUGACGUCUCAACUGGAGUACCUUCCUUGAUAUUUUCUAAUGGCAGAGACCUGCUAAUAGGGGACAUCCAUGGCAACAACCUGCGCACUUUGGUUAAUUCACAGAACAGAGGCGUUGCAGUGGGAGUGGACUUCCAUUAUAAUCUCCAUAGGAUCUUCUGGACUGAUACCAUUCAGAAUAAGGUGUUUUCUGUGGAUAUGGACGGUUCCAACAUGCAGGUGGUUUUAAAUGUAUCAGUUGACUACCCUGAGAACCUGGCAGUGGAUUGGGUGAACAAUAAACUGUAUGUGGUGGAGGCCAGCGUCAACAGGAUUGACAUGGUGGACUUUGAUGGAAGUAACCGGGUCACACUCAUCACUGAAAACCUUGGAAACCCAAGAGGAGUAGCGGUGGACCCCACUGUCGGGUACAUGUUCUUCUCAGAUUGGGAGGCCAUGAAUGGACAACCAGGCCUGGAGCGGGCCUUCAUGGAUGGCACCAACCGUUACGGGAUUAUUGGGAGUAAACUGGGCUGGCCAGCUGGUAUCACACUGGACCUUGAGGCCCAGCGCAUCUACUGGGUUGACAGUCGCUAUGACUACAUUGAAACUGCGACAUAUGAUGGCCUUCACAGAAAAACCGUGGUCCAUGGAGGUGCUGUGAUCCCACACCCAUUUGGCAUCAGUCUGUUUGAGCACAAUGUCUAUUUCACGGACUGGACCAAGAUGGCUGUAAUGAAAGCCAACAAGUUCACUGACGGAAGUCCUCAAGUUGUUUACGGUACAUCUCAGACUCCACACGGAGUGGCAGUGAUACAUCAGCUGAAACAGCCACAGGUGCCAAACCCUUGCAGUACAGACAAAGGUGGUUGUGAGCAGAUCUGUGUUCUGAGUCAUAGGAGUGACAAUGGAGGACUGGGUUACCGUUGCAAAUGUCGCAUGGGGUACGACCUACAUGCCGAUGGCAAGCGAUGUUUUGCUGUGAGGCAGUUUCUGCUGUUCUCCAGCCAGCUAGCCGUGAGAGGGAUCCCCUUUAACCUCUCUUCCCAGGAAGACAUCAUCCUGCCCGUCACUGGAUCACCUUCCUACUUUGUUGGAGUGGAUUUUAGUGCUGAAGACGAUGCUAUCUUCUUCUCAGACACAGCCAAGGAUAUCAUUUAUAAACAAAAAGUGGAUGGGACUGGCAGGGAGGUACUGGCAGCCAAUAGAGUGGAUGGAGUGGAGGACCUGGCUUACGACUGGAUUUCAAAAAACCUCUACUGGACUGACCCGCGAUACAGGAGCAUAUCUGUCAUGAAGCUCGCUGAUAAGUCCAGGAGAGCCAUCAUACGUAACCUCAAUAACCCGAGGGCCAUCGUGGUGCAUCCUCUCAUUGGGUAUAUUUUCUGGACUGACUGGUACCGGCCAGCGAAGAUUAUGAGGGCUUGGGCUGACGGGUCACAUGCCCUGUCUAUUGUAAACACUACUCUUGGUUGGCCAAAUGGCUUAGCUAUCGACUGGAGCUCAAUGCGUCUGUAUUGGGUCGAUGCCUUUUUUGACAAAAUUGAACACAGCAAUUUUGAUGGACAGAACAGAAUUUCUUUGGACCGCAUAACCCAGAUCUCCCAUCCAUUUGGUCUCACCAUUUUUGAAGGCUAUGCAUAUUUUACUGACUGGCGCCUGGGUGGCAUUGUACGUGUGCGCAAGACCGAUGGUGGGGAAAUGAUGAUUAUCAGAAGAGGAAUCAGCCACAUCAUGCAUGUCAAGUCUUUCAACUCCAACUCUCAGAUUGGUUCCAACCUCUGCAACAGGCAGACAAAUCCAAAUGGAGACUGCAGCCACUUCUGCUUUCCAGCCCCUGAUUCACAGAGGGUGUGUGGCUGUCCGUAUGGCAUGAAGCUGAUGCCCAACCAGCAGACAUGUGUCGAAGACCCUUCCAGUGAGCCCCCCACACUGCAGUGCGGAGCCAACUCCUUCUCCUGUGGCAACGGCAAAUGUGUCCCAAACAGCUACAGAUGUGAUGGUGUUGACGACUGCCAUGACAACAGUGACGAAGUCAACUGUGGAAUUAACAACACCACUUGCUCCCCCUCUGCAUUCACCUGUGCAAAUAGGCACUGUGUGCCUGCAGGAUGGCGCUGUGAUGGACACAAUGACUGUUUUGAUAAUAGCGAUGAGUACAACUGCCCUACACGGGUACCUGGAACGUGCCCUGCCAAUCAGUUUACCUGUUCCAACCACCGCUGCAUCCCAAAUACCUGGCGCUGUGACACUGAUAAUGACUGUGGGGAUGCUUCAGAUGAAGCUGACUGCCAUCUGGGAAGCACAUGUCAUCCAGGACAGUUUCAGUGUCCAGACCACCGCUGCAUAGACCCCAACUAUGUCUGUGAUGGGGACAGGGACUGUGUGGAUGGGGCAGACGAGCAGGGAUGCAUAUACAACUGCACUGUGAAUGAGUUCAAGUGCUCCAGAGGUCACCAGUGUAUCAACUCCUACUACCGAUGUGAUGGAGUCUUUGAUUGCAGUGAUCGCUCUGAUGAGCAAGACUGUCCUACUAGGCCCCCAGGAAUGUGCCACCAUGAGACUGAGUUCCAGUGUCAGUCAGACGGGAGCUGUGUCCCGUCUACCUGGGAGUGUGAUGGUCAUCCAGACUGUGAGGAUGGCAGCGACGAGCACCAUGCCUGCCCGCCUCGCACCUGCCCCUCCUCACUCUUCCACUGUGACAAUGGAAACUGUGUGUUACGCAGCUGGAUUUGCGAUGGGGACAACGACUGCAGGGACAUGAGUGAUGAAAGAGACUGCCCCACGCCGCCUUUCCGAUGUCCAAGCUGGCAGUGGCAGUGUCCUGGCCACAGUGUGUGCAUUAACCUCACCACGGUGUGUGACAACACCCCUGACUGCCCCAAUGGUGCUGACGAGUCUCCUCUCUGCAAUCAGGAGAGCUGUUCUGACAACAAUGCUGGAUGCACCCACGGUUGUAUCCAAGGGCCGUUUGGGGCCCAGUGCACAUGCCCUCUGGGUUAUCAGCUGAGCAAUGACUCCAAAACCUGUGAGGAUGUAGACGAGUGUAAUCCCCCUGGCCUAUGUAGCCAGCACUGCUUUAAUGAGAGAGGCUCUUUCCGCUGCCACUGCCAGGAUGGUUACACUCUCGAAGUAGACCAGCGUACCUGCAAGGCCUCAGAUUCUCGUCAGGCGUUCUUGCUAGUUGCCAGUCGAAAUCAGAUUGUGCAAGAUGACAUAACCUCUCAGCCCAAUGUGGUGCGCUCACUGGUUCGAGAUGGACGUAACAUCGUGGCCCUAGAUUUUGACUCUGUCACCGACCGUGUGUAUUGGUCCGACACAAGCCAGGACAGAAUCUGGAGUGCUAACAAAAAUGGCAGUGACAGAACUGUGAUAUUUGACAGUGGAGUGACCGUAACAGAGAGCCUUUCUGUGGACUGGGUGGGAAGGAACCUUUACUGGACUGACUUUGUCUUGGAGACCAUUGAAGUGUCUAAACUGGAUGGCACGCACCGCACCGUAUUAGUCAGUGAAAAUGUUACCAACCCCCGAGGCCUGGUGCUGGACCCUAGGGACAGUGCCCACCUGAUGUUCUGGACGGACUGGGGCAGGAACCCCCGCAUUGAGAAGGCCAGCAUGGAUGGGAAACUGAGGACUGUUAUCAUAAGCAACAAGCUGUACUGGCCCAAUGGUCUAACCAUAGACUACCCAAACAAUUUGUUGUACUUUGCUGAUGCCUACUUGGAUUUCAUUGACUACUGCGAUUAUAACGGCAACAACAGGAAACAAGUUGUGGCUAGUGACCUGGUACUGCAACAUCCCCACGCAAUUACCAUUUUUGAGGAUUUUGUGUAUUGGACCGACAGAUACAUCAACCGUGUGAUGCGAGCCCAUAAGUGGCAUGGGGAGAACCAGACAGUGAUGCUGUUCAACCUCCCACAGCCCAUGGGUCUUGUGGCAGUACACCCAGCGAGGCAGCCAGCAGGUGAAAAUCACUGCUUGAGGAAUCCCUGUUCUCAUAUCUGCCUGCUUUCUGCUGUGGGACCGAGGUACUACUCGUGUGCCUGCCCCUCAGGCUGGACACUGGCAGCAGACCAAAUCACCUGCACCAGAGUUGAAGAUCCUUUUCUGGUGGUUGUGAGAGACAGCAUCAUCUAUGGCAUUUCCUUGAACCCAGAAGACAAGAGUAAUGAUGCUAUGGUCCCUGUUGCUGGGCUUCAGAAUGGCUAUGAUGUUGACUUUGAUGACAACGAACAGACCAUCUACUGGGUAGAGCACCCGGGUGAGAUCCACAGGGUAAAGUCAGAUGGUACUAACAGGACAGAGUUUGCCCCAGCAGCCAUCCUUGGCUCCCCUGUUGGCCUGGCUUUGGACUGGAUAACAGAGAACCUGUACUACACCAAUCCAGCUACACAGUCUAUUGAGGUUUUGAAGUUGAGAGGGGAGGUACAGUACAGGAAAACUCUAAUCACAAAUAACGGCUCUCCAACUGGCGCAGGUAGUCCUGUUGGCAUCGCAGUGGACCCAGCACGUGGAAAACUAUACUGGACAGACCAGGGAACAGAAAGCGGCAUCCCUGCCAAGGUGGCAUCUGCAGACAUGGAUGGCUUAAACCCUGUCACCUUGUUCACCAACAACCUAGAUCACAUUGAGUUUCUCACUGUGGAUAUACGAGAGAACAAGCUGUACUGGGCUGUUACAAGCACUGGCAUGAUUGAGCGAGGUGAUCCAGAUGGGAGUAACCGCAUCACCAUAGUGACAGGCCUGUCUCACCCCUGGGGUGUGGCUGUCUAUGAAAACUACCUCUACUUCACUGACCGCGACUUUGAGGUCAUAGAGCGUGUGGACAAGUCCACGGGUGCCAACAAGGUUGUGCUGCGAGACAACGUUUCUGGACUCAGAGUUCUGAAAGUGCAUUAUAGAGAGACCUCUGCAGGUACAUCCAAUGGCUGUACCAACAAUAUUGGAGCGUGUGAGCAGCUCUGCCUGCCUCGGCCACAGGGUCUGUUUACCUGUGCAUGUGCCACAGGUUUCAAACUCAAUGCUGACAACAGGACCUGCGCUCCCUACCAGUCCUAUGUAGUCAUCUCUACUCUGUCAGCUAUCAAAGGCUUCAGCCUGGAAGGGGCAGACCACUCUGAGGCCAUGGUGCCUGUGGCUGGAAGAGGUCGUAAUGCCUUACACAUUGAUGUACACAUGGUCUCUGGUUUCAUCUACUGGUGUGACUUCAGCAGCACUGUGGCGACACAGAAUGGGGUCAGACGGAUCAAGCCAGAUGGCUCAGGAUUACGUAGUGUAGUAACAUCUGGAAUCGGACGCAACGGGAUACGAGGCAUUGCUGUGGACUGGGCUGCAGGGAACCUGUAUUUCACCAACGCCUUCCUAACUGAGACAUACGUGGAGGUGCUUCGCCUUAACACCACCUUCCGCAGGGUGCUGCUGAAGACCCAGGUGGACAUGCCACGCGACAUCGUGGUGGACCCCAGAAACAGAUACUUGUUCUGGGCUGAUUAUGGCCAGAACCCCAAAAUUGAGCGAGCACUCUUGGACGGAACCAACCGCACAGUUUUAGUGUCAUCAGGGAUUAUUACUCCACGAGGUCUCGCUUUGGACUGGCAAACUGGCUACGUCUACUGGGUUGAUGACUCCCUGGAUAUGAUCGCCCGAGUCAGCCCUCAAGGAGGGGAGACAGAGAUAGUCAGGUACGGCAGCCGCUACCCGACUCCUUAUGGAAUCACAGUGUUUGAGAAUAGCAUCAUUUGGGUGGACAGAAACCUCAAGAAGGUGUUCCAAGCAAGCAAACAGCCUGGCAGCACGGAGCAGCCCGCUGUCAUUAGAGACAAUAUCAACAUGCUGAGGGACGUUACCAUCUUUGACCAGCGUACCCAACCUACCACUGCCCGGGAGCUUAACUACAACCCCUGCAUGGAGGCUAAUGGAGGUUGUGGCCACUUCUGCUUCGCCCUCCCAGGGUCUGGCACAGGUGACAAAAAAUGCAGCUGUGCUUUUGGGAAUCUUGCAGCCGAUAACGAGAGCUGUGUGGUGUCAAGGGAUGAUUAUCUCAUCUACACGACUGAGAGCACCGUGCGCAGCCUGCGCCUCGACCCAGAGGACCAUGCGUUGCCCUUCCCUGUGGUCAAUGUGCCGCGUACCUCAGUGGCGCUGGAUUUUGACCUCACAGACAGAAGGAUCUACUUUACACAGAGCUCAGGUACAGGAGCAAGCAAGAUCAGCUACAUCAGCCUGUCCUCCCCUACGUCAGCUCCUGUAGCUGUGGCUUCAGAUCUAGGGGCUCCUGAUGGCAUUGCUUAUGACUGGAUAAACAGAAGAAUUUACUACAGUGACUAUGUCAACCAGAGCAUCAGCUCCAUGUCUGUGGACGGCGCUCAAAGGACUAUUAUUGCCCAUGUGUCCAGGCCUAGAGCUAUCAUGUUGGAUCCCUGCAGGGGAUACAUGUAUUGGACAGACUGGGGAACCCAUGCAAAGAUUGAACGUGCUACCUUAGGUGGAAACUUCAGAACCGAGAUUGUGAACAGCAGUCUUGUGUGGCCCAAUGGACUGACCCUGGACUACGAAGAAGAGAGACUCUAUUGGGCAGACGCCAGUUUACAGAAGAUUGAGCGAUCUUCUCUCACGGGGUCCAAUCGGGAGGUCAUCGUCAGCACAGCCAUCUACCCCUUUGCUAUGAACAUGUUUGGCCAGUUCAUCUAUUGGACUGACUGGAACACACGCAGCAUCUAUCGGGCCAACAAGCAUGACGGUUCUGACCAGAGGGUCAUGAUUCAAAACCUUCCAUCUCGUCCAAUGGACAUCCAUGUUCUGGCCAGCAGUAAGCAGCAGCAGUGUGAUAGUCCCUGCCAGCAGUUUAAUGGAGGCUGCAGCCACAUUUGUACACCAGGACCCAAUGGAGCUGAGUGUCAGUGUCCAUCAGAGGGCCGCUGGUACCUGGCUGACAACAAGCACUGUAUCCCUGAUAAUGGGACUCGCUGCCAGCCGGGACAGUUCACCUGUAUGAACGGCCGCUGUAUUCGCGCCCAGUGGAAAUGUGACAAUGACAACGACUGUGGAGAUGGCAGCGAUGAGCUGGAGAGAGUCUGUGGACCUAAAGUUCACUUCAACUCUGUCGUCCCACAGUUGCUGUCAUCCUUUAUUGCCUUGUCAGCCUUCCACACCUGUGAGCCCACAGUGUUUACUUGUGGCAACGGCCGUUGUGUGCCCUACCACUACCGCUGUGACCACUAUGACGACUGUGGAGACAAUAGUGACGAGGUGGGCUGUCUGUUCAGACCAUGUGACCCCAACACAGAGUUCACCUGCAACAAUGGGCGCUGCAUCGCAAAGGACUAUGUUUGCAAUGGCAUCAAUAAUUGCUAUGACAACGGCACAUCUGAUGAACAGAACUGCCCGGAGAGAACCUGCCAGCCAGAGCACACGAAAUGUCAGUCUACCAACAUCUGCAUCCCACGUUCAUACCUGUGUGAUGGAGACAACGACUGUGGGGAUAUGAGCGACGAGAGCCCUACACACUGUGCGACAUCCACAUGUUCCCAGAGUGAGUUCCGUUGCUCUAGCGGUCGCUGCAUCCCCGCCCACUGGCACUGCGAUGGAGGGGCUGACUGCUCUGACGGCUCUGAUGAACCCCUCUCCUGCACCACACUGGUCAGAACCUGCAACACAGAUCAGUUUCGCUGUGAUGAUGGCAGGUGCAUUGCCUCAUCCUGGAUCUGUGAUGGGGACAAUGACUGUGGCGACAUGAGUGAUGAAGACCAGAGACAUAAUUGUGCCAAUCGCACAUGUUCAAGUGCAGAGUUCACCUGUGUGAACAACCAACCACCUCAGCGGAAGUGUAUCCCACGUGACUGGUUGUGUGAUGGAGAUGCAGACUGUGCAGAUGCUUUAGAUGAACAUCAGAACUGCACACGCAGAUCCUGUGGCAUCAAUGAGUUCACCUGUAGCAAUGGCCUCUGCAUACGCAGCUCCUACAGGUGUGAUCGACGCAAUGACUGCGGGGACAGCAGUGACGAGCAGGGCUGCACCUACCAGGCGUGCCAGCAACACCAGUUCACCUGCCAAAACGGUCGCUGCGUGUCCCAUGACUUUGUCUGCGAUGGCGACAACGACUGUGGGGACGAGUCUGAUGAGCUGGAGCACAUGUGCCACACACCAGUACCCACCUGCCCCCCUGGGGAGUUCAAAUGUGACAAUGGACACUGCAUCCCCCUGAGCCAGGUGUGCGACAGGAACGAUGACUGCUCUGACAACAGCGACGAGAAGGGAUGUGGUGUCAAUGAAUGCACAGACCCAUCCAUCCAUCACUGUGAUCACAAUUGCACCGACACACCCACCAGCUUUAUCUGCACCUGUCGUCCUGGCUACCGCCUCAUGUCUGACAGUAAAACGUGUGACGAUAUCAACGAGUGUGCAGAGACACCGAGCGUGUGCAGCCAGGUCUGUGAGAACACCGUCGGCUCCUACAUGUGUAAGUGUGCCCCGGGAUUCCUCCGAGAGCCUGAUGGCCGCAGCUGCCGUCAAAACAGCAACAUCUCCCCCUACCUCAUCUUCAGCAACCGUUACUACCUUAGGAACCUGUCAACAGACGGGCAGGCCUACUCUCUGAUCCUGCAGGGUCUGACAAGCGUGGUUGCCAUGGACUUUGAUCGUGUCGACAAGCGCCUUUAUUGGAUUGAUGUGAGCCGCAGACUGAUUGAGAGGAUGUCCUUCGAUGGCAGUAACAGAGAGGUGGUGGUCAAUGGAGUUCUGCAUGGGGAGGGCCUUGCAGUUGACUGGAUAGCCAGGAAACUCUACUGGGUGGACAGCUUCUUGGAUUGUCUCAAAGUGUCUGAACUGGAUGGUCGAUUUGUGAAGAAACUGGCUGAACACUGCGUUGAUGCCAAUAACACCUACUGCUUUGAAAACCCCAGAGCCAUUGUGUUACAUCCCAAAUAUGGAUUUGUGUACUGGACAGACUGGGGAGAAAAGGCCUUUAUAGGUCGUGUUGGAAUGGAUGGAACCAACAAAGUAGCAAUCAUCACCACAAAGAUAGAGUGGCCCAAUGGGAUCACAAUAGACUACACUAAUGACAAACUAUACUGGUCUGAUGCUCAUCUCAGUUACAUCGAAUACUCGGACUUGGAUGGUCAACACAGACACUCGGUGUAUGAUGGAGAUUUGCCUCACCCGUUUGCCUUGACUGUGUUCGAAGACACUGUGUACUGGACUGACUGGAACACGCGCUCUGUGGAGAAAGGCAACAAAUACGAUGGCUCCGAUCGGCAGGUCCUGCUUAACACCACUCACAGACCAUUUGACAUCCAUGUGUGUCAUCCUUACCGACAGCCUAUUGCGAACAAUCCCUGUGCGGUGAACAAUGGAGGCUGUUCUCACCUGUGCCUGAUCCGUCAUGGGGGGCGGGAACACACCUGUGAGUGCCCAGACCAUUUCCUGACUGUCCAAAUAGGAGGUGUGACCCGAUGCCUUCCCAUGUGCACCAGCACCCAGUACAGAUGUGCUAACAAUGAACGAUGUAUUCCUAUCUGGUGGAAGUGUGACGGUCAGAGGGACUGCAGAGACGGCUCAGACGAACCUUCCACCUGCCCGGCUCGCUACUGCAGGCUCGGCCAGUUUCAGUGCAAUGACGGAAACUGCACCAGUCCGCACUUCCUGUGCAACAGCAACCAGGACUGUCAUGAUGGCUCAGAUGAAGACCCUGUGCUAUGUGCUACACACCAGUGUGAAAACCACCAGUGGCAGUGUGCAAAUAAGCGGUGUAUCCCUGAGUCAUGGCAGUGCGAUGGUGAAGAUGACUGUGGUGAUCAGUCUGACGAGGACCCUGCUCACUGCUCCGCCAGGACCUGCCGCCCAGGUCAGUUCAAGUGCCGCAAUGGACGCUGCAUCCCCCAGAGCUGGAAAUGUGACGUUGAUGAUGACUGCGGUGACAACUCUGAUGAACCAUUAGAGGAGUGCAUGGGACCAGCAUAUCGAUGUGACAACCACACAGAGUUUGACUGUCAGACCAACUACCGCUGCGUGCCACUGUGGUCUGUUUGCAACGGCCACAACGACUGCAGAGACAACAGUGAUGAGCAGGGCUGCGAUGAACUGACCUGUGAUCCUAACGGAGACUUCCGCUGUGACAACCACCGCUGCAUCCCACUGAGAUGGAGGUGUGAUGGGGACGACGACUGCGGGGACAACUCUGAUGAGCGCAGCUGCACUCCACGCGCGUGCACGGAGAGCGAGUUUCGCUGUGAAAAUCUUCGCUGCAUUCCUGACCGUUGGGUCUGUGACCAUGACAACGACUGUGAGGACAACUCGGAUGAAAGGGACUGUGAGUUGCGGACUUGUCACCCCGGUUACUUCCAGUGCGGCAGUGGACACUGUAUUGCUGAACGCUUCAAAUGCGAUGGGAACCCUGACUGUCUGGAUUAUACAGAUGAGACGUCUUGUCCGACCCGCUUUCCCAACGGUACUUACUGCCCCCCCUUCUUGUUUGAGUGCAAGAACCACGUCUGCGUCCAGCCUCAUUGGAAAUGUGACGGAGACAAUGACUGUGGAGAUAAUUCAGACGAGGAGCUUCACCUCUGCUUGGAAAUCCAGUGUGAGACUCCGUUUCGUUUCCGCUGUGACAACAACCGCUGCAUCUACAGCCACGAGCUGUGUAACUCUGUGGAUGACUGCGGUGAUGGCUCUGAUGAGAGACAGGAAAACUGCCAAAGCCCCACUCAUGGACCCUGUACAGAUGAUGAGUACAAAUGCAGUAACGGACAGUGCAUCCCUCUACAGUACGCCUGUGAUGAUUAUGAUGACUGUGGAGACCAGUCAGAUGAGCUUGGCUGCCACCAUGGCAGUGGGCACGCGUGCAGUGACAACAUCUGUGAACACAACUGUACCGACUUGACGGAGGGGGGCUUACUCUGUUCGUGCAGGCCCGGCUACAAGCCCAGAGACACAGAAAGACACACCUGUGAAGAUAUGAACGAGUGUGAGGUGUAUGGAACGUGUCCUCAGGAGUGCAAGAACACAAAAGGCAGCUACGAGUGUUUUUGCGCUGAAGGUUUUCUCUCUUUCGGUGAGCCACAUGGGACGGAGUGUGCUGCCCAGGGAAACCCACCGGUGCUUCUGCUGCCAGACAACGUUCGCAUCCGUCGUUUCAACCUGUCCUCUGAGCAGUAUUCAGACUAUGUGGACAACGCUGAGCACAUCCAAGCCUUGGACUACCUGUGGGAUCCAGAGGGACAAGGACUCAGUAUUGUGUACUGGACGGUUCUGGGUCAGGGAUCUGAGUUUGGCUCCAUCAAACGCGCCUACAUGACCACAUUUAACGAUCACGGCAACAAUCCAGUGAAAGAGGUGGAUCUGAACCUGAGAUACAUCGCCAAACCUGACGGCAUCGCUUUGGACUGGGUUGGCGGGCACAUUUACUGGACAGAUUCAGGCACCAAUCGAAUUGAAGUGGCCAAACUAGAUGGGCGGUACAGGAAGUGGUUGAUCCACACAGACCUGGACCAGCCCGCUGCUAUUGUUGUCAAUCCGUCUCUCGGGAUGAUGUAUUGGACCGACUGGGGCAGGAAACCCAGAAUAGAAUCGGCAUGGAUGGACGGUCAGCACAGAGAGGUGCUGGUGAAUGAGGAGGACCUGGGCUGGCCUACUGGGCUGGCUCUGGACUAUCUGAAUGGAAACAGGAUCUACUGGUGUGACUCCAAAGAAAACAUCAUUGAGUCCAUGAAGCCUGAUGGCACAGACAGGAAGAUCGUCAUAUCAGGAGACAUUGGACAUCCGUACAGUCUGGAUGUGUUUGAGGGGCACGUAUACUGGACCACAAAGGAAAAAGGUGAAGUGUGGAGGACUAACAAGUUCGGGAAAGGACACAAAGUCAAAGUUCUGACCAUCAACCCCUGGCUGACUCAAGUCCGCAUUUACCAGGAGCACCGACACAACCAGUCAGUACCCAACCCUUGUAAGAACGUGUGCAGCCACCUCUGUCUCCUCCGGCCUAGUGGAUACACCUGUGCCUGUCCACAAGGCUCCACUCCGGUGGAGUUUGACUCCAAUGAAUGUGACGCAGCCAUUGAGGCACCUGUUCCAAUGCCCCUUGCAUGUAGAUGCAUGAAUGGUGGAACCUGCUACACUGAUGAAGGCGGUCUGCCCAAGUGCAAAUGUCCAUAUGGUUAUGUGGGCAGCUAUUGUGAGAUGGGAAAGUCAAGGGGCGCUCCAGCAGGAACAGCUGUGGCUGUUCUCCUGGCCGUCAUUAUCAUCCUGAUCACUGGAGCUUUGGCUGUUGGGGUUUUCCUUAACUACAAACGGACAGGAUCUUUCAUCCCCUCCAUGCCCAAAUUACCCAGCCUCAGCAGCCUGGUGAAGUCUGGUGACACGGGGAAUGGGGUGACGUUUCGCUCGGGUGAUAAUGUUGAUCUCGGACCAUCACACAUCGGAGUGUCAUUCAUUGACACAGCCAUGCAGAUGGAUGAUAACUUUGCCAUGGAAGGUGGGAGGCAGCCAAUCACAUUUGAGAACCCGUUAUACGCCACUGCUCCUGGAGCAUCCAGCGAUCCUGCUGUCAUUCAUGCCACGCAGGUGACUGUUAAUGUGAGCGGUGAACAGCUGGAGAACAACUUUGUGAACCCGGCGUAUCGCGGAGAUCAGAGCGUGGCUGUUGUGAACACAUCGUCUGUCAGCACCAAACCUGUGCAGGAGUCAAAGUGGAGCCUCUUCAAGCGAAAAUUAAAGCCAAGCACCACAUUUGAAAACCCUUCAUAUUCUGAGAUGAAGGAUGAAAAGCCUGUUGGAAGCAGCGGGGACUCUUCUUCUGCCCCUGAGCCCUCUCCGUUUGUGCCCCCCGCCAAACCUCCGAAGAGGGAUCGUCCGAGCACCUUUUCGCCAACCGAGGACACUUUCAAAGACACAGCCAACCUCGUGAAAGAGGACAGCGACGUAUAACCCCUCUCUCGCGGACGGGAGUCGAAAAAAAGAAACACACUUUGCACAGAAUUUAUUUUUUUAUGCAGCCUGUGUACAAAACUCAAAUUGUUUUAGGAAAGAGAAAUACAUUUCUAUAGAAUGAAGAAAAAGGUCUUCUGUGACUAUGCCUUCUGACAUUUCUUAUGCCAAUUCUUGUGUUCAUGUUUUCUUUAUUCUGAUGUACAAUAUGUAUAUCUUUGCACUGAAGCUGCUGAUAGAAAUGUUAAUAAAUAAGUUGUAUAUUUGUAAAUUUGAACAGGAAGAUUUUGUCAGAAAAAAUAUCUUUGAAAUAGAUCCUAUGAAUAAUUUCACAUAAACCCAAUAACACGUGAAAAAAGAAAAGUGAGCUGCACUCUGAAUGUACAGUACUUAUAUGAUCGAAGGCUAUAAGAGAAACGUGUUGAGGAAUGAUAUUUUUUUUUGCCACUGAACGAAACUGAAGAUGUAUUUAUUCAUCUUUCAGGUUUAUAUACCUCAUUUCAGGGCGGGGAACUAAAUAAAAGCAAGAAUAAUUGGAUUUUAACUUAUGCCAUUCAUUUUUCAAAGACAUAACACUCCAGUAUAAACAGAUGUUUAAAAUGUGCAUGAAGCAUACUUAUUGUACCUAAUCAAACUAAUUUCUACCUUAUGUUCCCUGACUUUAUGACUUUGAAUCAAAAUGAUAUUUUUUUUUUAAAAAAGUAAAUGAUAUUGGAACAACGGCCAAAAUAGUUUGGAACAAUACUUGAACGUGUUUGUUAACACGGAAAAUGAAUUUCUGCAGUUGAUCUUGGAGAGCAACACGUGAGCUGAGGAUGCAGUUGUAGACAGUCGUUUUAUAAACACAGUGAAUAAAUUCUUACUUUUACGGAAUGAUUUAUUUUGUAUCAUAAUGAGGACAAAUAAAACUUUUAUCUGUGAUCAUCCACAAACAUGCCCAUAUGGUUUAAAUCGCUGCUGCUGAGACAUGAAUGAAUAAAUUUCCUAUUUUGUAACACA
Dicentrarchus labrax (European seabass) is the source of this 15225-nucleotide messenger RNA. RefSeq names its product low density lipoprotein receptor-related protein 2a (gene lrp2a). The record is from RefSeq and is a predicted model, not a curated record. Gene Ontology annotation, molecular function: calcium ion binding; protein binding. The coding region runs from base 1 to 14226 and encodes 4741 amino acids. The transcript has 80 exons. Lineage: Eukaryota; Metazoa; Chordata; Actinopteri; Moronidae.